This is a messenger RNA of Chara braunii, 1968 nucleotides long. NCBI's taxonomy places the organism in Eukaryota, Viridiplantae, Streptophyta, Charophyceae, Charales, Characeae. The record is from the annotation of a GenBank genome assembly.
GAACGACGAGUUCGAGGAGGGGGAAAUUAAAGAGGUCUUUCGUGCAGAGGAGUAUAACGAGAAUGCGGCUAAGGGAUGCGAGCGAUAGGGUCCAGAGAAUGCUGCAACGCUGCUUAGUGGGAGACGACCACCUUUUCGUAAGGAGAGAAGUGGGGAAUCCAAGGAGAGUCGUCUGCGGUAGGGACCGUCAGAUUGACGUCAUAGCAGCGCUCCAUGACGGUAUUUCAGGAGGGCAUCGAGGGGUACAAGCUACGUAUGCCAAAAUAAGUGAGUUGUACUACUGGGAUGGGAUGAUGGACAUGGUCGGGAAGUUGUGCCGAUCUUGCGUACCCUGCCAGGAGAGAUUCCGUUUAAGGCAAGGAGAGUCGCUGCAUCUAAGGCUAGAGCGAGAGGUGGGGGCUGUAGUGCAUUUCGAUCUACUUUUCAUGUCACUUGGGGAUCAGGGCUAUAACUAUAUCUUCGAUGCGCGCGAUAACCUGUCUGGCUUCGUAGACGGGCGUGCUAUUCGCACAAAGAUCGGGCCAGUCUUGGUGAGCUGCAUCGAGGAGUACUAUCUGCGCUAUCCUUUCGUCAGGGAAUUCGUAAUGGACAGGGAAUCGGAAUUUACCUGGCAGGAGGUGCAAGAAUUGUUAUCAAGGUCUAACUUUACGAAGACAGCCGUGCCAAGAGGAGGGAAGGGGACACGGCCGCCUCGGAGGCCGUUGGGCGCAUCAGGAGGAUAUGAGCGGCAUGGGCCUCACCAUAGGGAGAGCACUCCAGAGUACGAUGGUGACGACAUCGAGCUAUUCCUGGAAAACUCCUGGGAGCAUGCGCGGCGUAUGGGCUGGACCGUGACCCAGGGGAUUGAGAGGUUGAGACGAGUCGGCAAAAUCGAGGAGUCCGUCGCGCGGAUCCGUAGGGAGGCGACGACGAGGUUAGAGGUGGAGUUGAGGAUGCAGGAGUUGCGACCCUCGCCUGUAGGACCUGAUGGCGGGCCGAUCCGCCUGGAGAUCGGGAAUGCGUCGGACUUCAUCCCCGCCUUUGAGUGGUUCAUGCAGGGGCAAGUGGAGUUCCAUCRGUUUACCGAKGGUGGACUGAGGAGGUCGCCAGCAUGCACACAGGAGGAGCCGCCAACGUSUGAGGGGCCCUUGAGGGAGUUGGAGGUGCAUUUGGACAUCUCUCGGUGGAGAGCGUCGCCUCAGGGUGAGGAGCAUGGAAAGCAGGCAGAGGCGGUGCCACGAGAGGAGGUGCCACAGGAGGAGGUCCAGGAUACUCAGCRAGAGAGAGGGUUGGGCGAUGAGGGGAGACGUGCAGGGAAGGAAGUGAUAAUGGUUGAGGAGGACAAGCCCCCUCAGAYGCUUGUGGUGGGUUUGAGACUYGGGGAUGCACCAGGKAGCACUCGCCAGGCAGGAGAGGGUUUGCAGGGAGAGGAGGCUCCAUUGCCUUCAUCAGAAAAAGCUCCUUCGCCCGAAGGAARAGCAGAAAGAAGGAGAGAGAAKGCAGCUGUAAGGAGAGAGGCCUUGACYCUGAUUGACAGRCAUCUAGCACCUCAUGCCCUGGAGCACCCAGACCUGGCGGAGCCAGCACCUGCAGAGCCUCGCCAGGAGCAGCCCGAGAAGGAGGUGGAGGCAGAGAUCCCGAAGAGGGUCGACCUCCACACGAGGGAGAGGGCGCCAGCUGGAGAAACAGUUGAAGAAAAGAGGGCGACAAGGACCAGGAGGAUAGAAGAGAUAUGGCAAGAGAGGCAGAGGUUGGAGGCGGAGGGGGCACUUCCGGAACAGCAGUAGGAAAGGCAAAGAUCGGAGGCAGCAGAAGCGCUCCCAGGUCAGCCACCCAGCGCGCCAGCUAAGGCCCCGGAAAUCCCAGAGAUGUGGAGGGACUUUUAGGAACAGAGAGGAGAGGAGCUUCCUUCGCCAAUCAGAGCCGGGUUUGGGAUAGCAAGAAAGGCGGAAGAAAGAUUGGAUCGCAAAAUCAAGUUCCUGGCCAAGA